Acanthochromis polyacanthus (spiny chromis) is the source of this 6737-nucleotide messenger RNA. It is a transcript of the gene slc1a9, whose product is annotated as solute carrier family 1 member 9. Lineage: Eukaryota; Metazoa; Chordata; Actinopteri; Pomacentridae. The record is from RefSeq and is a predicted model, not a curated record. Gene Ontology annotation, biological process: L-glutamate transmembrane transport. Gene Ontology annotation, molecular function: L-glutamate transmembrane transporter activity; glutamate:sodium symporter activity; neutral L-amino acid transmembrane transporter activity. Gene Ontology annotation, cellular component: plasma membrane.
GGGGGGUGGGAGACUCUGCCUCCUCCCCUCCUCCGUCUCUCGCUCUCUCACAUGCUAUCUCUUUCUUUCCUUUACCAAGUAGUGGUUUCCAUCUCACCAAACCCCUUUCCCCCUGAAUGUUUAAAAAGAUGAAAGGAUAAGGAAAAGAAUGGAGACAAAAGGGUGCGGGGUUGUGUUACAACCCUGCCCCUGAGAGACUGCUCAUGAAAGAGUUUGGGGAUGGGAGAGAUAGGGACUGGAGAGGAGACACAGAAAGAGAAGGGGGGAAUCAUGAAAAGAGGUUUUUCAAGCCGCUAAAACGGGUCACUUCUGUAUAGAGAGGCAGACUAAAGUGCAGUCUUCACUCAGGGACGGAGACAUUUAACACUGUCAAUACCCUCGGAUGGAAGGGAGCGUUGAUAUACUUGCACUCAUUGACUGAUUGCGCAAACACACACACAGGAUCGCAGACACACACACACACACACACACACUCAGCCUUUCUCAACUCUUUCUGUUUGUCUUAUGCACAUCCACUGUAGAAUAGCGGCGAAUCUUCUUGCCAGAUCCUCUUUACCAUCAGUUGCCCAACAAACAGUCUGUGGUGUUUCCCCUCGCGGCAUUCCUCCCUCUCGGCAUUUACUGUCAGUCACUCGAAAUCCUCGCAACCCUCCCACCAUUCUCUCUGCCUCCGUCUUUGUCUGAACUUGCCCUGCGUGCACUUAGAUAUUUCCGCCUCAGGGUGCAUCAGUGAGAGUUGGAGUGAGAAUGUGAAAGACAGCAGGAGAAAGUUGUUGACAAAGUGUGGACAGGAGUCAGGGUCAAACAAAGAUGUCGAUUGAGGGGGCAGCGAUGCGUUUUCUUGGACUGUUGCCCUCUUGACAAACGAAAGCAGCCGGUUCACUGUCGAGGACACGCAUAAGUUCAUUUAAGACGUUCAUUCACAGAACAAGUUCUGCUUCAUGCUGUCACAUUAACCCGUCAUAAUAAACACUGUUACCAAACGUUUUUAACUGUAAUUUCUUGAGCAGGAUUUUUACAGAUUGUCCCUGUUUUGUUAAAUUACAGAAAACAAAAUCACAGAAAGAAUGUAUUAUUUUACAAAUUGACCCUAAAAAACAGGCCAAAGCUGUAUAAAAUGUACCAGCUGUUUAACUUUUACAACAUUUGCCCAUUUUUUUCUACAAUAAAUCAGCAAAAAAUAAGUUAUUUGACAGAUUUUUCCACUUAUUUAAAUCCAAAUUAUGUAUAUGACCUAUUUUUUUUUACAAUGUUAGACUAUAAAAUUGCAGCAUUUGUUUUAUAAAUUAAAUCAGCAAAAAAUAUUGUUAUUUUACAGGUCUUUUUAGGAUUGAAAAUAGCAAAUAAUAUUUUUGUUAUUCUGCAGAUGUUACCAACGUAUUAAAUACAGAUCAUGUCCAGUAAAAUUAGAAAAAAGGUAUUAUUUUCCAUGUUAACCUUAAAAAUGAGGCUGUAACUUUAAAAAUCAAAGCAUCUACAUCAUAGACAUUCUUUUACAGCACAUGACCAUUGAAUUACAUUUUACUGUAUUUAAAUCAGCUAGAAAUAUCAUUAUCUUACAGAUAUUUGUCUUUAUUUUCUUCCUUUUUACAGUGUUUGAAUACUGCUAAAUGCUGUGUUACUACUCACCAUGUUUUAGACCUAUUUUUUUGUGACACACUCGCUGCCAGACUUUCACAGUUUUAUUUUUAGGGACUUUUUUUCCACAGUGAAGCAUUUCCAAAAUCCUUAAAUCAUCAGAAGCCUUUCAAGUUAAGUCACUGUAUAUGGCAGAAAAAGAACACAGCUUUUCCUUUGGGGAUUUGUGUUGUCAACAAACAACAUUUUCACGACCCUAACAGAUUAUCAAAGUGCUAUUUAAGUACUAAAUGGAUCAUUUUUAUUGUGCACUGCUGUCUCGCACAUGAAAAACUUGCCUUUACUGUGAUUUCACGCCAUGAGUGAUUCACUUUUUGGACAUCUUCAAAUAAUUUCUCAGUUUCUGUUAAAAGCACACACACACGAGAAUUUUUGCAUUUCCAGAUGUCACUUUCACUACCUUCGGCCUCCCUGAUGAAAUCUUUCCCACACGCAGCGCCAUCAGCCUUCAACUUAUUGCAUUUGCACUGGACAUCCUCCUUCAUUUUGGAUUGCAAUUGGAAGGUAGCUAUUAUAGCAAUUAUUGCAAAUAGCCGAGCAGAGCUGUCAGGGAGAGGCUCACUCUCCAUCUGUCCACAGCAGAGCCACCGAGUCAGACCUCAAUUACAGAUCCUCGACCUCCUCAACGUCCCUGGUGUCAGUCCAUCAUCUCCUCCUCUGUCCUCACUCACUUUGAGUCUCCCUGUCUCUAAAUUUUUACCCUUCGCCUGAUUUCUUGUCAUUUUCGGUCCUUUUUAUUGUCCCUUCCAUCAUUCGCCUCACCCACUAAGCUCCACUUCCUCCUCCUCCUCCUCCUCCUCCUCCUCAACCCUAAAGAAACCUCUCUCUAGUGGGAGCUGGACUGCCAUUGCCAAAAUUACCACACACACAUACACACCGAGGUAAAGCAGCAUAUGUUUCCAAUUUCAGGCGUAAUGCUCCUUUCUCCGCAAUCUGACCCAAUUAGCCAGAGCCUCCUGGAAAUGCCCCAGUCGCCAGCCAUGGUGGCAAAGAGAUGACGCAAGGACUGUGACUUUGCCUCCCGUCCCCUCUCCAUCUCCACAUCCCUCCUCCGUCCGGGUCUCCUCCCGAUGCCUCGCUCUUGUUGGACGGGAGACAGCGACACACAGCAGGCAGGAUGACAAACCAGUCGACAGCCAACCAGUCCAACACAAAGACGGAGAAUGAGAAAGAAGAAAUCCCGCGAGAUGACAACACGGAGAUGGCGUAUAAAGAUGCCGGCCACUGCAGCCGCAACACUCACAACCUGCUGCUGGGACUCACUGUUAUGGGUGUUGUUAUGGGAGCAGUGUUCGGGAUGCUACUUCGGUACAUGAAGGUGACAGACAGCUCCGCCCUCACUAUGGUUUCCUUUCCUGGAGACAUCCUCAUGAGGAUGCUGAAGAUGCUCAUCCUGCCUCUAAUCAUCUCCAGCCUUAUCACAGGGCUCGCUGGCCUAGACGCCCGCUCCAGUGGCAGGAUGGGCAGCAGAGCCAUGGUCUACUAUAUGUCCACCACGGUCAUCGCUGCCAUCCUGGGGGUCAUCCUGGUGUUGGGGAUCCACCCAGGGAACCCCAAACUGAGGGGAGGGCAGUCGACCUCAGCACCAAAGAACCAGGAAGUCAGUAGUCUGGACGCCUUCCUCGACCUGAUUAGAAACCUCUUCCCUGAGAACCUGGUGCAGGCCUGCUUCCAACAGGUUCAGACGGUGCUGAAGAAGGUGCCAGUUCCAGCGCCGAACCAAACCGAGCCUCUAUUAGUGAACAGAAAAAAGCUGGAAUACAAAUGGGGCAUGAAUGUCCUUGGCUUGAUUGGCUUCUUCAUCACCUUUGGGAUCUGCAUGGGCAGGAUGGGCGAGCGGGGCAAGGUCAUGUGCGAGUUCUUCAACAUCCUCAAUGAAAUUAUCAUGACGAUGGUCUCCAUGAUCAUGUGGUACUCUCCUGUUGGCAUUGCCUCUCUGAUUGCUGGGAAGAUCGCAGCUAUUGGAGACCUGGAGGUGGUGGCCCGGCAGCUGGGCAUGUACAUGGUGACCGUUAUCGUGGGUCUGGUGAUCCACGGUGGCUUGAUCUUACCUGCUAUAUUUUUUGGUAUCACCCGAAAAAGCCCCCUUGCUUUCUACUCUGGGAUCUUCCAGGCCUGGAUCACAGCGUUAGGCACUGCCAGCAGUGCUGGGACACUGCCAGUCACCUUCCGCUGUCUGGAGGAAAAUCUGAAGAUUGAUAAGCGUGUGACUCGCUUCGUGCUGCCAAUUGGUGCCACCAUUAACAUGGACGGCACUGCGCUGUACGAGGCCGUGGCAGCCAUCUUUAUCGCCCAGAUGAACGACAUCAGCCUGGAUGGUGGACAGAUCAUCACUGUCAGUAUGACCGCCACCCUGGCCAGUGUUGGAGCUGCCAGUAUUCCCAGUGCUGGACUGGUGACCAUGCUGCUGAUCCUCACUGCUGUCGGCCUGCCCACCCAGGACAUCAGCCUGCUGAUCGCCGUCGACUGGCUGCUUGACAGAAUGCGUACCUCCAUCAAUGUCGUGGGAGACUCAUUCGGUGCCGGGAUAGUGGAUCACUUGUCGCGGGCGGAGCUCGAAGAACUUGACGCCGCAGAAAGGCAAAUGCUCCCGCCCGAGGAGGAGCUCGAUUAUCCCCCGCCGCCGAUCCUCACGGAGAUGGACCUGGUCGACCCCCUCAAACCGCCCGACCUGCCACCUCGCUCCCCUCGUCCACCCAAACAAAACCACCACGGUCACGUUUUCUCACAGUCUCACUCCAUCACUUACUCACCGUCUCGCUCUGCCCGAUCUCCAUCGCCCCGCUCCAUCCGUUCUCCCUCUCCACGCUCCGUCUGCUCCCACUCCCCUCGGCCUUUCCGUACUCAUUCACCACGUCUCCUCCGCAGGACGGAGCCGGGAUAUUGCGCCCUGCCCAGCUGUGAUAACCAGAUUCCCACAAUGCCUCACACCUACAGAGAGAGAGGCAGAGAGCGGGAGAGAGAUCGAGAACGAGAGCGACUGAGGCGAGAGAGUGAGACCGAGGAAGAAGAGGAGAGAGACAGGGUUCUGUGUGAAAUGAGCGAUGGUGAGGAGAGUGAUGACACUGCGUAUGAUCGGAGGCACGCCAUCCCGCCGAGCGACCUGCCGUGAUCGGAUUUUACCAGUAGAAAGCUUCACGGUCGAUUUGUUUGUUUCAUGACAGAUUUUCCUUCUUUCAGCUUCACUGUUUUUCUCAGUGGAGGUCCACAGUGGAUCUGCGAAUAUUUUACUGAUCAGUCAACUUGACAUGUGUAGAUUUUAAAGCAUUGCGAUGAAAACAUCCUGUAGCUUUACUGAGAAGGGCCCUUAAAACCAGGCCUGAGACUUUUGCUCUGUGGUUUGAUGCAGAAAAUCGCUGAAAGAGUUAUUUUUCUCCUCGUUUCUAUUGCUAUCUUGAUUUAUCAUUUCCAGACUUAAAGUCAAACCUAAAAAUGCUCCCGAAUGCCUGCAGCCCUGCGACGUUGAGAAUUGUGAGUCUCUUAUUGAUCGGAAAAGUAUGUUGGUGUUCUUACCAACCUUUUAUUGCACAGUCACAACAUAUUAAUUCCUCCUUUACUUUUGCUCAAGUCAUUCUCGUCAUGUUUUACUUUCUUUUCGGGAACACUUUAACGUUUAAAGGAAUUGUUUUAUAUUUUUUGGAGUAUUUGCUUUCUUGCAAAGAUGACACUGUUAGUUGCACUCAUGUCUUUACAACUAAUAUCCAGCAAUUAGUUAGCUUAGCACUUUCAUUUUUAGUUGUUAUUGAUUGUUGUUUUUAGUCAUUGCUUGCCGAGGCAACAAAGCUACUUUGGUACCUAAAGGCACUCAAAUUACCAGGUUUGAUUUAGAAAAAGAUGAUUGUUUAGGUUAAAAUACACCCCAGCAAGCACUAUUCAAUGACCGUUUACUUUCGCUUUUAGUUGCUGUUGACUGCCAUUUUCAGUCAAUGUUUGCUUUUGUUCAUGGAGCAAAACUACUUGGUGUGGUUUAGGAAACGAUAAAGAUGUAUGUUAAAAUACACCUCUGUAAAUGCUUUUCAUUCCCUGUUUGCUUUCAUUUUUAGUUGCUGUUUACUGCCAUUAUCAGUCACUGUUUGCUUUUGUUGAUGCAACAAAAGUACUUUAUUAAUUACAGUGACAAAAUUACUUGGUUAGGUUUAGAAAAAGGUAAUGAUUUAAGUUAAAACACACCCCUGUAAAAGCUUUCCAGUUGCGGUUUGCCAACGAUUUCUGUUUUCAAUCACUGUUUGCUUUUGUUGACGCUACAAAACUACAUCAUUAACUUCAGGUACCAAAAAUAAAGCAAAAGAUGAUAGUUUGGGUUAAAAUGCACUCGUGCAAACAGUUUUUGGUCACUAUGUAUUUUUGUAUUUCUGUAGUUUUCAGUCACUGAGGAUUUGUUGAUGCUACAAAAGUACUUUUGUUAAUAUUAUGCAUCAAAAUUGGUUACAAAGGCAAAAAAAUAAAGUCAUGGUUGUUUUCUGUAUGCUUAGUGACAAAAAGCCUCUCAAAAAUGCUUUUAUUUUACCGCUUUUUUGUGAGAAAAAUCUAUCUUACCGAUUUGAAUUUGCACAUUUUUACAGAUUUCAGAGUUAUUGAUGUCGUCUCUUAACUCCCAGCAAAGAAGCAUAUUUUACUAAAUGUUGAAUUAUUCCUUUAAAUGGCCUCCCUAAUACCAACUCGAUGUAAAUGACAGAAAUAAAGAGCCGGCAGACAUUAUUUUUAUACGGUUCUCCACCUUCUUGCAUCUCGACAUUUUCCUCCUCGGUGCUCUUCUUUGCUCGUUUCCCCUCGGCAGCGGUCAAUGUUGAUGUUAAUACUGUCGAUAUUCUCUAUGGUUUGUAUUUUCUUGUUGUGGUCCGGUGUGUGAAACGACGAAUUCUAGGCAAGAUGCUGUUUUCAGUUUGUUAUAUGUUUAAGUUUAUUUUACUCUCGUUUAUCAUUUUAACUGUAAAAUAACUUAAUUGCUCUCCUUUCUCCCACUGAAUUGCCUUUCAUUUCAAUUUGAAGUAUAUCGACUGCCUCCCUGCCAUCCUCAAGUCUUAAUUCAGAUUCACAGGUCCAGGUUGUGUGUAUAUUGUACGUAAUAAAAUCUUGGAGAUUUAUUUAAAGUAACUGCA